Quercus robur (English oak) is the source of this 1413-nucleotide messenger RNA. RefSeq names its product F-box protein At5g49610-like. Bases 1 to 1413 code for a protein of 470 amino acids. The record is from RefSeq and is a predicted model, not a curated record. Lineage: Eukaryota; Viridiplantae; Streptophyta; Magnoliopsida; Fagales; Fagaceae. The transcript has a single exon. Gene Ontology annotation, molecular function: protein binding.
AUGUCUCGCUUGAUGUCAAGAGAAAACCUUCCUUUGGUUCCACAUCGCAAAAGAAGAAAAGAAAAUCCGACCCAAUCGUCAGAGCCAUUGCAUGAAUUGAUCAACAAACUCCCUGAUGCUCUGCUGUUGGAGAUUUUUUAUCGACUCCCUCGUCGAUCUGCUCAUCGAUUCAAAUCCGUCUCAAAGCACUGGUCUUCUCUUAUUUCCGAUCCUUACUUUGUUCGCGGCUUCAUUCACCACCGCCAUCAAUUCAAUAAAUCAAAUUCAUCAGACUCGAACUCAAACCCCUUUACACUUGUGAUACAGCAUUUUUUUAGACCGACUAAAAAAAUCCUGGUUCUUCCAUCCAAUAAUUCUGGGGACUAUGACUUCGGUGAUGAUUUUCUCAACUUUCUUCCCUGUAUCAAACGACGAGUAAGGAAAGAUUAUCACUACAUAAUCACAGCAUCGUUCAACGACUUAUUGUUACUAUACAGCGAAGUUAGGGAAGACUUCAUUUUAAAUUUUAAGCCAGGUUUUUGUGAGUACUGCGUCUGCAAUCCGCUUACAAAACAAUGGAUCACGCUCCCUCACCUUCCCUUCAACAGUAACAAGGACAGCGUUAUAGUUGGCUUUACAUGCGAUCCAUAUAGUUGUGAUAAAGAGCAGGGAUGUAAAACCCAUGCACAUUACAGAUAUAAGGUGGUACGCAUUCAUUCUCCCACUCAACCCAACACUACUCAAUUAAGUGUGCAGAUUUUUUCUUCUGACACAGGAGAAUGGUGCAAAUCAGUUGUUUCGUCACCACGGGGACUGAAUUCGUUCAGUUUGAUAUCUAAGAAUGCUGGUGUUGUUGUUUGCAAUGCGAUGUUGCAUUGGGUGGAUUAUAUAUAUGGGGGAAUACUCGAAGGCAUUGUUGUUUUCGACCCAUUCAACGAUGCAGAACGAUGCCGUUAUAUUGAUCAACCCAUUGGCUUUUCGUCUUUGAAAGGCUCAGUCUCCCUUGGUGUGUGUCGAGGGCAUCUUCGGAUGAUCCAACAUCCUUCUCCAUGGUUUUACGGGUACCGUCCCAAUGCUCGCAGUUUUUCUAUUUGGGAACUGGAGGAUUAUGAUAAUGGAGGUACAUGGUGCCUAAAACACAAAGUUUAUUUCAAGGACAUGAUUUUGGAACAUCCCGUUCUUGCUAAGUUACCGAAGGAGUCUUUAUCACCGAUCGUGUUGUUGCCAGCUUUCCACCCAAAUGAUGAAAAAAUUCUCUUCUUCCAACUCCGCAAUUACAUUAUUAGGUGCAACUUGCAAACGAUGGUAUUGGAAAUUGUCGUCGAACUAGAAGAAACGAGGGAAAACUUCGUUGACAACGCGAAAUCUGUCUUCCUACUUGAGCAACAAUCAUGGCCAACACCAGUUCCUCCCCUCCCAUUGAAGUUCAAAUAG